This is a messenger RNA of Vicia villosa (hairy vetch), 1228 nucleotides long. Its product is annotated as late embryogenesis abundant protein D-34-like. Bases 79 to 888 code for a protein of 269 amino acids. The record is from RefSeq and is a predicted model, not a curated record. NCBI's taxonomy places the organism in Eukaryota, Viridiplantae, Streptophyta, Magnoliopsida, Fabales, Fabaceae. The transcript has 2 exons.
GUAGUUCCUAAUCAAAUGCAACUAAACAACACACAUUAAGGUUGUAAACUCACACUUAAAGCAAAGCAAUCGAGAAUCAUGAGUCAAGAACCGCCACAAAAACCACGAGCAGAUCAAUUCCCCGAGCAACAACCAAUCAAAUACGGCGAUGUUUUCAACGUCUCCGGAGAAUUAGCAUCCCAACCAAUCAAACCAAGAGAUGCAGCUCUCAUGCAGGCAAAAGAGAAUCAAGCCUUAGGACAAACCCAAAAGGGAAGUCCUGCCGCAGUCAUGCAAUCAGCAGCCGCAGUAAACACCGCAACCGGUCUUGUCCACCGCGACGACAUCUCAGACAUAGCCAGAAACCAAGGCGUGAGCAUCUCCGAAACUAAAGUGGGUGGGAACCGCGUGAUCACUGAGUCGAUUGGGUCACAAGUUGUAGGAGAGUUCGUUGAGCCUGAUGUGCCAAUGAAUGAUCCUGGUUUGGUUUUGGACAAGAAUGCAAUAACCAUUGGCGAGGCGCUGGAAGCUUCUGCUUUAACUCGAGCUGGUGAUAAGCCGUUGGAUCAGAGCGAUGCUGCUGCUAUACAAGCAGCAGAAAUGAGAGCCACCGGAAAGAAUCAAACUGAGCCUGGAGGGUUGGGAGCCAUUGCUCAGUCAGCAGCAACUCGUAACACACGUACUAUGCCUGAUCUGCAGAAAACAACAUUAGCUGAUGUCGUAUCGGGUGCGAGGGAGAAGCUGGGGGCAGACAAAGCUGUAACUCGAGAGGACGCGGAGGGAGUGAUGGGAGCUGAGCUUAGAAAUAAAGCUGACAUGAGAACUACACCGGGCGGUGUGGCUGGGUCGAUGGCAGCAGCGGCUACGCUCAAUCAAAAAACGUCAGAGUUUCUAAGAUUUUAUUCAUAAUAUUAGUUUUGAAUUUGUUUAGUUUUUGCCAUGGAAUGGCUUAAGAUAGCAAAUAUGUGCAGGAAGAGUGGGUGAUAUGUUGUAGAGAUAGAUAUUACAAGUUGUUAAGGUUGCAGAUCAAUCAUGGUGUCUAAACAAAUCAAUGAAGACUGGGUUUAAAGACUGAGCGUUUGUAAAACUAAACUAGCCUUACUGCCACCAUGCUUUACUUGGAAAGAAAGUUACCUUUCCUUUUGUAGAGGUUUUUUGGUAAAUAAUAGUUUAUUCUACUAUAUGUACAUAUUUAGCUUGUGAUUACUUGGGUGAAUAUUCGUUUAAAUGAAGAGGUGUGUUAUUCCUA